CACAGGAUCACACUUACCUCGAUAUAGACACGAGCAUUAGUCUUCAAUUACAAUUAAUUUUCGAUGAAUCAAAUCAUGGUUAGAAAACACUGUGUAUAAUUUGCGUAGUUAUAUAUAUGACGCCAUAACACUGAAGCGAGGCUCCCGAACUUGCACUCCACCACAGUGGCGUGUUCUACUUAAAUAUUAACCAUACCACACACUCAGACUCAUUGAUCACGCAAGUCUAACAACUGGCAGGUCUACCCGUGUCUCGCCCUAUCGUUCACACGCGAAAUUGAUUCAAAUUUACACUCACGAGCAUGAUAAAAGUCUUAUUGUGUGUGUAUUGCUGUAGAAGGUGGUGGGUAGAGGGGGUGGACAGAGGCAGAGCGCGUGAACUGCAGCGUGGUUGUGCACGGUCACAGGUGAGCGAGCACCUUGUCAUAUGAAUGGAUCACUAGACAGGCGACGACGGGGAGUGCGAGGACAGUAGCGCCGCGGACCUCAGCCCGGGACAGUCAUGGUAAUUCCGGUGCUAGUGUGAACACUCCGCCACCACUCACUACCUGGCCAGCGGUGUAACAACUCUCAACCACAAGAUCCCGCACUCUACACCAACUGGAACACUAUAGUGGCUUUCACUACUUGCAAUAAUUAUUCAAACUGCUCGUUUUGGUGUUGUAUUUAAUCUGGUGAUUUUUAGAAAGAAAAACAAAUCAAAGAAAGGCGUCUUCUGUGAAUGUGUGACGCUGCCGCCUGUCAACAUUGCUAAUAAUUAAUUUGGCCGGGACAAUGAUUUAGUGCCUCAAGAAAAAAAAUAUUCAGUUAACUCGUAUUUUAUCGUUUAUUAACAAUGACAAAAUACUAAGGAUAUGGGCGAGUCAAUCUCUCCCCUACGUGAACACUGUCAAUAUAUUUCAUUGAGCGCAUUAUGGACACUCAUGGUGCAAUUAGCAGCUGCUAUCUCAAAGUAUCCCCAAACAUCACUGAUUUUCGUUUUCUGUGAAUGUUGGCUUUUAGCGGUUUUCUGUGAGGGUCAGGGGAGACUCGUGGACCCACCUUCAAGAGCGUCUAUGUGGAGGUUUGGUUUUAAAAACCCAGUACAAUUCGGCGAUGACCGCGUCAACUGUGGGGGGUUCCGGAAGCAGUGGAAGGAGAACCAGGGUCAGUGUGGUGUGUGUGGAGACCCUUGGGACCUGCCUCGCCCACGCCCCCACGAGACCCGCGGCAGGUACGCCAGGGGCACCAUCGUCAGGAGCUACACGCAAGGACAGGAGGUGGAGCUGGUGACGGAGGUGACGGCGGCUGGUAGUGGCUGGGUGGAGUACCAUGUUUGUCCCAGGACCAGUGUGUGGGCCCUGGAGGACCCCACCUGCUUCACCCACACCCUCCAGGACGACGCUGGCAGGACCAAGUUCCCCAUCAACAUGACCCAGAAACUAGGCCGUGUGUCUCACAGGCUUAUCUUGCCCGCGACCCUCUCCUGUUCCGCCUGUGUCAUCCAGUGGCGGUAUGUGAAGCUUGGCCGGCCAGAGCGGACAGACUAUCGCGCAUGCGCCGACGUUACCAUUACUCCCUCCAUCUCAGUCCCUUCGGAAGGUGUUCUAUCUGACGCAAGCUACGGCUCCACACCCCGCCCGCUGAAUGACGCCCCUGCUGCGUCAGAGAAAGUAUUCACCGCCUCUCCGACGUCUUUGAACACCACAACUAACAGUCCAAAACCUGAACUAACUACAGCCCCUCCCGUCGUUGUCUCCCCUGCCCCGUCAAAACCUGUAAAUAUAACCUGUCCUGACCUGAAGGUACAGUCAGGCCGCUCGUGUACCUACCGGGCCCCCGGACACGACCACCCCGGCGGCGGCGGCGACGCCAUCACUAGCCGUGGGUCGACAGCCCUUCUGGUCUCGGUGAUGCUCCUUGUUAUUAUCUAGGCUGGAGGACCUUGUACUAAGCUCUCCCUCGUGGCGACAGUUUCACAGUCAUAAUAUUUGGUUGGUUCAUAAACUAUUGUUCUGACGUAAUGUUUCCACCGCUAAGGUAGGACUGAACACGUGAAAAAUCUUUGAAAACAUAUUUCAAUGUUUAGAUAUUGAUGAUAUCAUGAAUGUUAAAGUUUUAACAAUUUCCUAUCUAUAAAUUUAUAAGUUGUAAGGUAUACCCAUCUCGCAUGAAAAUACGUAAAAUACGAAAAUACGUGACCAAUGAAUAUACGUAAACCUGUAAAUUAAAUGUAAAGUUCAUAUAUAAAAGGCUUUUAAGUUAAUAUAUGAACUCGCCAACAACCACCAGGAAGGACAACCACAAAAUAUUAUGUUUGUAUGUACAAAUUUGUGUAAUAAUAGUUAAUGUUAGGUUCUCAGUGUGUAUGUUAUUUCUAAGUCACGUAACCUGUUGUAGCCUAUGGGAGGAGACCUGUCUAUGUAUCAGCAAAAGUGCCCAAGAUAGGACUGAGGAAUUUUUUAGUUGUGAGGAAGCCCGACCUUUGUGCUCUUUAAUCAUUAGUCUUCGUCUGUUUAAAGCCUCGUAUGCAGAAUCCGAACCAAAGUUUUGAGCAAAGGCAACUUUUAGUGAAGCAGGAGGUACAAAACUACAAUUGUUAUGUAGAUCUUUCCAAUAGUAAGAUUUUAACUAAGACUGAUAAAUCUGAGUGCACUGACAACAGGAGUCACUGUUGACCGUUGAUGCGAGACUGUCCACGGCCCAUUUUGUUUUUUUGAAUUCAGCAAUUCAUUUGGAGUCGGGAGGAGUAAUGUUGAUUGUGAUGUACUGGAUUAUCGGUAUUUAGCCAUGCGAGUACCUAAACAAAUGGUCGUACUCAUAAUUUUGUAGGAAAAACACUUUAACAGGAAUUUUCUCAAUGCAGCAAGCAAGCAACAGCCUAUGGGAGUUUGUGGGAAAUUCAAAGGUAGUUUCGUUUUCCAUUACUCAGCAGAUGGUGGAGCAAGGUAGAUCACUACUCCAUUCCCUCACUGUCAGGCCAACAGUUGCCACAAGUUAUGUGUGAUAUUCUAAUGUUAAGAACGUAUUGACAAACAUUUAACUGGAUAUGCGAGCUUAUUGGAAUUAUCUUGAGUGACCCAUGUAUAUAUAUAAGCCUCAAUCUGUAUUGGACUAUGCUCCAUACAUGUGAAAAGGUAAUAAGCAAAGGCAGCUGUACAAGCUGUGCACACCCCUAAUGGGGACUUCCCAGCCACCCCUAAUGGGGACUUCCCAGCCACCCCUAAUGGGGACUUCCCAGCCACCCCUAAUGGGGACUUCCCAUUAGCCGUCCCUAAUUCUUUCUUGGGCACUUGCCUCGAUCAUCGGGAAUUAAUUAUUGGAGUAGCCCUUAGUAUUCUUAUCCGUCUCCAAAGAACACAAAUGUAUCUGCACAUUUGUAUCGGCAGACUAAUAUGAGCAUGAUCUCGCCUGUCAUACAUUAAAGGAAAUAUUGCAGGGCGUGAAGCAGUGAACAUUAUUCUAAAACGUUUGGCCACAUUCAAGUCUCCUCGCACAAAGAGGACCCCAAAUGUGAAGACCUGUACCUUGCACUAUAUAUUUAAUAUGAAUGCUGACGACUAACACUAACUGACGAAGUGAUAUUUGAAUUAUUUCCAACUAAAUUUCUGUAUUUUGAUAUCAGUUAUUAAAAAUUGAUGUAUUUGCAUUAUUAACCGGGUGAGAUUAUGACCGUGUUACCAUUAUUUAAUAUUUAAAUUAGUGUGCAUUUGAUUUAUGUUAAUAUAUGCCAGUAAUGUAGAUUGGUACUUUGCUAGUAUACCAAGCUUGCAGUGUUGAUACCACAAUGAGUCUUACGCAUUACCAUACCAGAGCUGUCUCAAAUUAUUUUUUGUAGGGUAACAUUAUCCUAAUUUUAUCCUUUAUUGUAAUCACUGGCACUGUGUUAGUAAAUGUAUAUAUAGUU
This is a messenger RNA of Procambarus clarkii (red swamp crayfish), 3886 nucleotides long. The record is from RefSeq and is a predicted model, not a curated record. NCBI's taxonomy places the organism in Eukaryota, Metazoa, Arthropoda, Malacostraca, Decapoda, Cambaridae.